Messenger RNA from Cetraspora pellucida, 939 nucleotides. Lineage: Eukaryota; Fungi; Glomeromycota; Glomeromycetes; Diversisporales; Gigasporaceae. The record is from the annotation of a GenBank genome assembly.
AUGUUCAAUAAAAAACAUUUUGUUUUUACUGAUAUCCCUGAUCUUUCUGGCAAAGUUGCGAUAGUAACUGGUGGAAAUACUGGUAUAGGUAUCGUAACUGCUAGAGAAUUGGCUCGCAAAAAUGCUCAUGUAUUUGUUGCAAGUCGCAAUAAAGAAAGAGGUGAAUCUGCUGUAGAAUUGAUAAAGAAAGAUACAAAUAAAGAUUCUGUUGAGUUUUUGCAAUUGGACCUAACAAGUUUAAAUGCUGUUAAACAUGCUGCUGAAACUUUUUUGGCUAGAAAAUUACCAUUACAUAUUCUAGUUAAUAAUGCUGGUAUAAUGGCAACCCCGUUUGAACAAACUCAAGAUGGAAUUCAAGACCAGUUUGGUGUUAAUCAUAUUGGCCAUUUUCUUUUUACACUCUUAUUGCUACCAACUAUCAAGGCUUCAGCUCCAUCACGUAUUGUCAAUGUUAGCAGCUAUGGUCAUAAUAUUGUUCCAUCAGAUGGAAUAGAAUUUGACAAAUUGAACGAUCCAAAUGCUCAUACUGCUUUUCAACGAUAUGGCCAAUCGAAACUUGCAAAUAUUUUAUUUACUCUUGAACUUAAUAAAAGACUUUCAGAGACCAACGUUUAUUGUAAUUCUGUUCAUCCAGGUAGCAUAAAUACAGAACUAACCCGUGGAAUAGUUGAUAAUUGGGGUUCUUGGAUAAAACCAAUUCUUUCUGUGAUUAAUUUAUUUUUGUUAACACCUGAUGACGGAGCAUUAACUCAACUUUACUGUGCUACAAGUCCUGAAAUUGAAGAAAAAAAUUACCGUGGAAAAUAUUUUAUACCUUUUGGUGAAUUAGGUGAAACUUCUGAUCAUGCCAAAAACGAAGAAAUGGCUAAAAAAUUGUGGGAUUUUUCGGAAAACUUUGUCAAAGAAAAAUUAGGUGAUGACAUUUUUAGUAAACAUUAG